GUGAUGCGGGAGGCGGGCAGCGCAGAGUGCGAGGCUCUUUUGUUCGGCUGAGGGGAGGGCCGUUGGCCGGGGCCUGCGGUACGCCGCUUCAGUGAGGGGCUCAACCGCGGUCAACCGGCUUGUUGCUUUUCUGGUCGCCACUCCCCUGGCCGGCCCGACAAGACGCGCUAGUAGCGCGGCACCGAUUUCUCUCGGGCUCGUGGGCGCUGCUCUGAGAGUUAAUAAGUAUUUCUCAAUGGCGAUGUCUACUGAAAAAUUGAAUAGCCUUUCCACGAUUAAUUGGAGAAGUUGUUUGAAUGAGGACAAAAUUCUGAUCCUGCUGCGCUGGGUCUUCGUUGCGGUGCAAGGGCUUCUCUAGUUGUGGCGCGUGGGCUCAGUAGUUGGCGGCGCACGGGAUGCAUUGCGCAGCGUCACCCUUUAUACCAGAAAGCUGGCGGGCACUAUGGGGAAAAAACAAAACAAGAAGAAAGUGGAGGAGGUGCUAGAAGAAGAAGAAGAAGAAUAUGUGGUGGAAAAAGUUCUUGACCGUCGAGUGGUAAAGGGCAAAGUGGAGUACCUCCUAAAGUGGAAGGGGUUCUCAGAUGAGGACAACACAUGGGAGCCAGAAGAAAACCUGGAUUGCCCCGACCUCAUUGCUGAGUUCCUGCAGUCACAGAAAACAGCACACGAGACAGAUAAAUCGGAGGGAGGCAAGCGCAAAGCUGAUUCUGAUUCGGAAGAUAAGGGGGAGGAGAGCAAACCAAAGAAGAAGAAAGAAGAGUCAGAAAAGCCACGAGGCUUUGCCCGGGGUUUGGAACCGGAGCGGAUUAUUGGAGCUACAGACUCCAGUGGAGAACUCAUGUUCCUGAUGAAAUGGAAAAACUCUGAUGAGGCUGACCUGGUCCCUGCCAAGGAAGCCAAUGUCAAGUGCCCACAGGUUGUCAUAUCCUUCUAUGAGGAAAGGCUGACGUGGCAUUCCUACCCCUCGGAGGAUGAUGACAAAAAAGAUGACAAGAAUUAACUCUCCUGAGUACCAGCCCCUGUCACAUCUGACUGUGGGUUUCAGGUGGGGAAAGAAGGAGAUCUACUUGUCUUGACACCGUAGAGGGGGCUUGAGAAGAUGUCCUUUGAAGAGCCAGUAUAGUUUCUGUGCCCUACAGCAGCCCAAGUGCUUUAAAGCCGCUCCAUGCUGUAUAGUUUGCACACCCAUCCCAGUGGAGGGAAAGGAGGGUCAGUGUUUCAAGGCAACCCAUUCUGAACUUUGCUGAGAAAAGCAAAGGGCCUUCUAUGAAGGACAAAACUUGCAGAAUGGGAUGUGGGAGAGCAAAAGAUACUGCAGAUCUUCAAAGAGCAUCUCCACAACCCACAGCCUUCUUCCCAAUAGUGUUAACUCUGCAUUUUUACAGCGUAGCAUGUAUGUAGUUUUUGGCUAUUUCUGGUGUGUUAUUUGGGGUGGGAGGGAUGGGGUGGGGAAGAAGGGAGAUGGGUUAGGAUCAUUUUUGUUAAAAUUUGGGGCCUGUUGGGGGGAAAUGGUGAAAGAAAGGAAAGAACAACUAAUGAUGAUUUGGUUCUGUGUCCAGAAUAUUUCAUCCUUUCAAAAAAUGUCAUUGGCAACCUAAAUGAGGACUGUGAGAGACUGUUUAAAAGCUGUGAAUGCCUGAAACUUAGAAGCCAAGGUGUUGCCUGCCUGAGCUUAAUGCUGUUCCCAAAAAGCAUUAAGCUUUGGUAACUUCUUAACUUCCCAAUUAAGAAGUUACCAAAGCCGCCAUUUGGGGGAUGGAAACUGGUUGAGGAAAAGUCUUAUUGGAGUGUAUACACAGGCAGAUCAUUCUGUCUUAGAGGUGCUAAUUCUUGAAAUUGACAAGAAGACCCUUUCUUUUCCAAUUUUGAAGUUAUAAAUAUCAGCUUCUCCAUCCAAGCCACUGGCUGAAGUAUUUGGGGAAGGGCAGAGGGUGGUAUAGGAGAUGGGAGAGUAGGCAAAGACAAGGGCCGGUACUCUUAGGGUGGAAAACUCUUGGAGCCUCUGUUUUUUGAACUUUGAAACCAUUGGUGGCAGGGUUCAGUCACUGACAGCACAAGUUCACUGAGUCACUUCAAGAGUUGAAUGAUUUCUGAAGCCCUGGUCUCAGGAGAUUAAAUUUUCAUACUGGGGCAGUGGUUCACUUUAAAACAAAACACAUUUUUUUAAUCCUAAGAAUUAACUAAAACCCAAAAUGCUGUCUUGAAUCAUGAGAUCCAUCAGUUCUUGACAUCAUUUAGACCUGCAUCUAGAACUCCGUUGUAAAAUCUUUUUAGGCAUGUGUUAGGUUUCUGUGAAAACUUUUGUUUUUAAAUGUUAAACUUCAUACCAACACUGUCAGUUCUUGUCUUAAUAAAACUAUAGAUUUAUAAUCCUU
Messenger RNA from Orcinus orca (killer whale), 2375 nucleotides. RefSeq names its product chromobox 1 (gene CBX1). Gene Ontology annotation, biological process: chromatin organization; negative regulation of transcription by RNA polymerase II. Bases 443 to 1000 code for a protein of 185 amino acids. Gene Ontology annotation, molecular function: chromatin binding. Gene Ontology annotation, cellular component: pericentric heterochromatin; nucleus. Lineage: Eukaryota; Metazoa; Chordata; Mammalia; Artiodactyla; Delphinidae. The transcript is spliced from 7 exons. The record is from RefSeq and is a predicted model, not a curated record.